AUGGCAUCGUUUGGACGAAAAGCUUCCGCUGGAAUUACACCUCCCGACAGACAUCACCCUCACACUCUCUCGACGCUCGAUUUUCAAGGCGCCAGCUCUGCAGCUGCGGCCAAGGCCAUGAAGACCGAGUUGAGCCGUUUGGCGGCACAGAUCAAGUCAGAGGACGAGCGCAAGUUCUUCCAACAAGAGAUGGAUGGCUUCUACAUGCUGUUCACCCGAUUUAUGGACGAAAAGGCCAAGGGAGCUAAACUGGAUUGGGACAAGAUCCAGUCUCCUUCGCCCGAGCAGAUUGUGCAUUACAGCACGUUGAACGAGUCUACCUCGGCUCAGGAGUUGAACAAGUUGGCUGUGCUCAAGCUCAACGGCGGUUUGGGUACCACCAUGGGCUGUGUCGGUCCUAAAUCUGCGAUUGAAGUUCGUGACGGCAUGACUUUUUUGGACUUGAGCGUGCGUCAAAUUGAGUACCUCAACAGGAAACAUGACGUCAAUGUCCCAUUUAUCUUGAUGAACUCAUUCAACACGGACGAAGAAACCCGCCGUAUCGUACAAAAGUAUGCCACCCACAACAUCAACAUCACGACGUUCAACCAGAGCCGCCAUCCACGUAUCAACAAGGAGUCCCUGUUGCCAGUGCCCCGUUCGCCCGACUCGCCCAUCGAGCAGUGGUACCCCCCAGGCCACGGUGAUCUCUACGAGUCGUUGUACAACUCGGGUUUGCUGGAUCAAUUGUUGGGCGAAGGCAAGGAGUACCUCUUUAUUUCCAAUGUGGACAACCUGGGUGCCACCGUGGACCUGAAGAUUCUGCAUCACAUGGUCGAGAGCGACGCCGAGUUUAUGUUGGAACUGACGGAUAAGACGAAGGCUGAUAUCAAGGGUGGUACUUUGGUUGACUACAAUGGCCAAAUCCGGCUGUUGGAAAUUGCGCAGGUCCCCAGCGAGCAUAUUGAGGACUUCAAGUCGAUCAAGAAAUUCAAGAUCUUCAACACCAACAACUUGUGGAUCAACCUCCGAGCCAUCAAGCGUGUCCUGGAGGAAGAAUCGAUGGAUCUGGAGAUCAUUGUCAACAACAAGACGACGGAUACUGGCGAAAAGGUCAUCCAACUGGAGACGGCUGUGGGUGCUGGUAUCAAGCACUUCCGCAACGCCCAUGGUGUCAAUGUACCGCGUACUCGCUUCUUGCCCGUCAAGUCAACCUCGGAUCUGUUCUUGGUGACGUCCAACCUGUAUUCCCUUGUGCACGGCCAGCUUGCGGUGAAUCCCCAGCGCAUGUUCAACACGGUUCCUCUUGUCAAGCUUGGUGACCAUUUCAAGAAGGUUCAGCACUUUUUGUCUCGGUUCAAGACCAUCCCUCAUAUCCUCGAGUUGGAUCACUUGACCGUCACUGGCGAUGUCACAUUUGGUGCUGAUGUCGAGCUGCGUGGCACGGUCAUCAUUGUAGCCAACCAUGGUGAGCGCAUUGAUAUCCCUUCGGGUGCCAUUCUCGAGAACAAGGUUGUCACUGGCAAUCUCCGUAUCCUGGACCACUAA
This is a messenger RNA of Zychaea mexicana, 1527 nucleotides long. Its product is annotated as UTP--glucose-1-phosphate uridylyltransferase family. Lineage: Eukaryota; Fungi; Mucoromycota; Mucoromycetes; Mucorales; Lichtheimiaceae. Bases 1 to 1527 code for a protein of 508 amino acids. The record is from RefSeq and is a predicted model, not a curated record. Gene Ontology annotation, cellular component: cytoplasm. Gene Ontology annotation, molecular function: UTP:glucose-1-phosphate uridylyltransferase activity. Gene Ontology annotation, biological process: glycogen metabolic process; UDP-alpha-D-glucose metabolic process. The transcript has 5 exons.